Messenger RNA from Postia placenta MAD-698-R-SB12, 1754 nucleotides. RefSeq lists its product as hypothetical. Gene Ontology annotation, molecular function: ATP-dependent protein folding chaperone; ATP hydrolysis activity; ATP binding. Gene Ontology annotation, cellular component: chaperonin-containing T-complex. NCBI's taxonomy places the organism in Eukaryota, Fungi, Basidiomycota, Agaricomycetes, Polyporales, Adustoporiaceae. The transcript is spliced from 8 exons. The record is from RefSeq and is a predicted model, not a curated record. Bases 1 to 1683 code for a protein of 560 amino acids. Gene Ontology annotation, biological process: protein folding.
AUGUCUUUGAAGGUCCCAAAGGCGAACAACCUGCAGCUUUUUAAAGAGGGCUACAAGCACCUCCAAGGACUCGAAGAUGCCGUGUUGCGCAACAUCCAGGCCGUAUCGGAGCUCUCUGAUCUUGUCCGGACGAGCUUUGGCCCCAAUGGCAGGAAUAAGCUCGUCGUGAACCAUCUUGGCCGGUUGUUCGUGACGUCCGACGCGGCGACCAUCAUCCGCGAGAUCGAGGUCGUGCACCCAGCGGCGAAGCUGCUCGUCAUGGCGUCCCAAGCACAAGAGUCGGAGAUGGGCGAUUCGACGAACAUGGUCCUCAUCUUCGCAGGCGAACUCCUCAAAAAGUCCGAGCACCUGCUCGUAAUGGGCCUGCACCCGAGCGAGAUCAUCAAGGGCUACGAACUCGCGUGUGUCAAAGCAGUCGCAGAACUCGAGAAUCUCUCAAAAACAUCGCUACCAAGUCCUCUCACGCAAGCCGAGCUCGCCGCGGCGCUGAAGCCCGCGAUCGCGUCAAAACAGUACGGGUACGAGGACACGCUCGCGUCUCUUGUCGCAGAGGCCGCAUUGGCGGUCAUGCCGCCCAACCCGAAGAACUUCAAUGUUGACAACGUGCGCGUGGUGAAGAUCAUGGGUGGCAGUCUCGCCGGGAGCAGAGUCGUCCGGGGCAUGGUGUUCGGCCGGGAGCCAGAAGGGAUGAUCAAAAAAACGAAGCAGGCCAAGGUUGCGAUCUUCACGUGCGGCCUCGACAUCGCACAGACCGAGACGAAAGGCACCGUGCUGCUGAAAAACGCGGACGAGAUGCUCAACUUCACGCGCGGAGAAGAGCAGCAGCUAGAGAAGAUCUUUGAUGAGAUCGCAGCAUCGGGCGUGAAGGUCAUCAUAGCAGGAUCGACGGUCGGCGAGCUGGCAUUGCACUACCUGAAUAGGCUCAACAUCGCUGUGCUAAAAGUACUGUCGAAGUUCGAGCUGCGCCGGCUGUGCCGCGUCGUCAACGCGACGCCGCUCGCGCGCAUGGGCGCGCCGACGGCCGAGGAAGCGGGCUACGUCGAUGUCUUCGAGUGCAUCGAGAUCGGCGGGGACCGCGUGACGGUGCUGCGGCAGCUCGUGGAGGGCGAGCCCGAGUUCGACGCGUCGUUAGGCGAGCGCACACGUACGGCGACGAUCGUGCUGCGCGGCGCGACGACGAACCGCCUGGACGACCUCGAGCGCGCGGUGGACGACGGCGUGAACGUGAUCAAGGCGCUGCUCAAGGACGCGCGGCUCGUGCCCGGGGCGGGCGCGACGGAGCUCGAGCUCGCGCGGCGCGUGGAGACGUACGGCGCGGGCCUGAAGGGCCUCGCGCAGCACGGGGUGCGCCGGUGGGCGAGCGCGCUGGAGGUCGUGCCGAAGACGAUUGCGGAGAAUGCGCUGGGCGGCGCGGAGGGGAACGAGAUCGUGAGCCGGCUGUGGGCGAAGCACGAGGGGCCCGGCGGGGAGUCGUGGGGCGUGGACGUCGAGGCGGAGACGGACGGGACGCUGGACGCUUCCGAGCGCGGAAUCAACGACCCGCUCGCGGCGAAAUCGUGGGCCCUCCGGCUGGCGACCGAGGCGGCGGUGUCGGUGCUGAGCGUGGACAGUAUCAUCAUGAGCAAGCCUGCGGGUGGGCCGAAGAUCCCACAGCAGGCAGGGAACUGGGACGAGGACGACUGAUUACAUGUAUCAUAGACACUGAAGUAGAAACAUUAAUUGCGCUGUACAAUUGCAUCUCUCUUUACUGCUUC